GCUUACGAGUACGCGGAAGCCGAGGACAAGAGCAUCCGGCUCGGCUUGUUUCUCAUCAUCUCGGGCGUCGUGUCGCUCUUCAUCUUCGGCUUCUGCUGGCUUAGUCCCGCGCUGCAGGAUCUGCAAGCCACGGCGGCCAAUUGCACGGUGCUGUUGGUGCAGCAGAUCGGCAAGGUGUUCGAGUGCACCUUCACCUGUGGCGCCGACUGCAGGGGCACCUCGCAGUACCCCUGCGUCCAGGUCUACGUGAACAACUCCGAGUCCAACUCCAGGGCGCUGCUGCACAGCGACGAGCGCCAGCUCCUGACUAACCCCAAGUGCUCCUAUAUCCCUCCCUGUAAGAGAGAAAAUCAGAAGAAUUUGGAAAACGUUAUGAGUUGGCAACAGUACUGGAAAGAUGAGAUCGGCUCCCAGCCAUUUACUUGCUAUUUUAAUCAAUAUCAAAGACCAGACGAUGUGCUCCUGCGUCGCACGCAUGAUGAGAUUGUCCUCCUGCAUUGCUUCCUCUGGCCCCUGGUGACAUUUGUGGUGGGCGUUCUCAUCGUGGUCCUGACCAUCUGUGCCAAAAGCCUGGCAGUCAAGGCAGAAGCCAUGAAGAAGCGCAAGUUCUCCUAAAGGGAGCAAGCUUAUGGAAAGCGAAGCACAGAAGCUGCACUCAUGGGUGUGUGAGCACCUGCAGAGCCCGAGUCUCCUGGUGCAGAAUAUAGAAGGGGCCACAGCAGGUCUCUGAGAGGCUCUCCUUCAGUGGCAGCAGAAACAGGCAGAAUGGGAAGACUUGGAACCUCCUCGCUUGUAUUCCAUGUGUCGUAGCAAUGGCUAAAGGGUCAAGCUCUCACCUUUAUGGAGUAACCGUUUCAGAACACCCUAUAAGAAGCUCAUUUUCUUUUGAAAGUACCAGUAUAUUAUUUGUACAGUGUAGUAUACAAACCAUUAUGAUUUAUGCUACUUAAAAAUAUUAAAAUAGAGUGGUUCUGUG
Tupaia belangeri chinensis (Chinese tree shrew) is the source of this 976-nucleotide messenger RNA. It is a transcript of the gene KCNMB4, whose product is annotated as potassium calcium-activated channel subfamily M regulatory beta subunit 4. Gene Ontology annotation, molecular function: calcium-activated potassium channel activity; potassium channel regulator activity. Gene Ontology annotation, biological process: detection of calcium ion; potassium ion transport. Lineage: Eukaryota; Metazoa; Chordata; Mammalia; Scandentia; Tupaiidae. The record is from RefSeq and is a predicted model, not a curated record. The transcript is spliced from 3 exons. The annotation marks the transcript as partial. Gene Ontology annotation, cellular component: voltage-gated potassium channel complex; membrane.